GUAGUGUUGUGCCAGUUUGAAUGUUUUGGAGCAUUUUUUAGAAAUGUCUUGUGAAUGUUAAUAACGAAAGUGCAGUGUUAUUAAAGAUUUACUAGGACAUCUUGUUGAAAAAAUCAAGUGACAAGUAUUUGAAGCUGAGUGUUGUUUCAAAAAAUCAUGGCAGAAAUUGUGUUUACAAUUCCAACAGAUCGAGCAGAGCUGCUAAGUGAAGUUCACAGCAACUAUACAGUGAAAAAUGUUGUGAUUCCUGCGGAAAUAAUCGACAAAUUGGAAGAAGCCCAUAUGUGUUUACGCGAGGAAGGUCCUAAUUUCAUAUUGGAAAACUUUGAUACCUACUACUCCAUUUUACACCAUGCUGAUAAACUAAGACCUGACGUACUUCACAAGGCGUACAAUAACUUACAAAAAGCAACCGCAGAUCUAAAUAACACAAUACUUUUUCUACUUGACGACAAAGACAACCUAACCGACGAAAUUAAAGCAAAAAUGGUUAACGUUUUGAAAAUGCUGGUUUACAUAUACAUACAAUUUAUAAUAUAUUUAGAAGAUCAAAAGAAAAAAAACCAAGACGAUCUUGUGGGCAGAGAUAAGAAUAAAGAUAAUAAAAAGAGCAACAAUUUUACCGUUGAUAAAUCAAAAGCACUUGCAGCGAUUAGUAGUAUAAUCCAAAGAGAAAUCAAUUUGUUUUGGGAUCCCCCGAUAGUGGAACAUGACUUCGUGGGUCUCAUAGCAGAGCUGUGUUUCGUGCUAUUACAAAAUCCAUCGAUUAAACAAGAAAAAGCCGUAAUAAUGGAGAUCUUCGGCGUGUUUGGUAAUUUGGUGAAAAUAUACGAAUACGGCAAAACAUUUGUCACCCGCCUGAUUCGCACGAUUCGAAUGUACGAACACGUUGUCCACUGUGUGGCGGAGGGGAUUACGAUGAUAGUAAAUCAGUUCAACUGCCAGAGUUUGAUUCAUCAUUUCGUCAAAGAAGCCACGGAAUGGCAAGUUGACGAAACAUUCCAAGACGCUCUAGGCACUCGCUGUUGCUCGCUGUUCCUAACAGAGCUAGCUGUAGCAAUUCCAGAUCUCAUACUUCCUGAAGUGAUGUAUCUCAACAAAUAUUUGGCUCAUGAGUCUACGGCAUUGCGUAUUGCCGUUUUAAACGUCAUGUAUGAAAUUGUUUUAAAAGUUUUAACUAAGCAUGAUCUUACGGAAGAACAGAAGGAACUGCGGGAUGAAUUUUUUGAAGUGAUAAUUGAACACGUUCGUGAUGUUUCGGCUCCUGUCAGAGUCAAAGUUAUUCAAAAUCUGAGUAAAUUACAAAAGGAGAACGCGAUACCACUGACUUUUCAGAAUGAGAUUUUGAGUGAAAUUAUUAAACAUUUGAAGGAUAAAGCUGCCAAUGUUAGAAAGAGUGCAAUCAAUUGCGUCACUACGUUUUUGGAACAUAAUCCCUAUGGAGCCAAUCUUCAACUAAAACAAGCCGAAUUGCAACUAGCAGAAAAAAAACAGCUGUUGGAGAAAAUGGAAUCCAGUUAUAAAGAAGCACAGCUUGCCAAAAUCGAACAACUUGAAAACAAAUGGAAAUCGAAUAUCGAAGAAGAUUUAAAAGAAAUCAUUCAGAAACAGUUAGACAAAGGUGAUGAAGAACAAGAAGAGACUGAGGUUCCUCAAGAACUUGAUAAUGACCAAACUGUUGAGCAAAUUCGGAUUUAUUUGAACGAGAAAAAAUACCUAGAAGCGUUUACAUUGUGCAGAAACUUAAAAGAUAGCACUGAAGAAUUUAAAAAUAUGAGGAAACUUGCUGAGGAUCACGAAGUCACUGUAUACAUGACAAUUUUACAUUCCAUCUUUAUAAAUAGCGUAAAAAUUGUCGAAGAGCUUAGAACAGGAGCUGGAAUGACAGCCGAAGACAUUAAAAAAAUCGAAGCUCUGGAAAACAUAAUUAAAUAUUUCGAAAAUACAACGGUGUUUUUAAAAGUAAUCGAAAAUGCUGUCAAACCAAUGAAGUCUUUGCUGUUUUCACAAAGUAUGAGUGAUACGAAUGAAGCAAUCCAGUUUUUCGUUACGGCGUAUCAGUUUCAAAUCGAUAACGCGACUGAAGGUGUUUUAGAGAUGCUGAAAAUCAUGAGAUGCAGCGAACAGGAGCGUCAAACUGCUGUCGUCGAAGCUUUCAAAGCAAUAUAUUUGACAACGGAUACCAGGAGUAUGGCCGAACACACUUCAACCAUCGUAAACCGUUUAUUGUCACUCUUGAAAGACCUCAGUUACGAAAAUUUGGACGAUUUUCAAAGUAUAGUAACAGAGUGGACAUCAAAAGGCAUCUUAGAUAACAGCGUUAUUGACAAAUGCUGGCAGUACUACACCCAACGUGAUCAGGUGUCGAAUGAUGACGCCCGGGCGGCUGCUGAAAUACUACGAAUGGCAGCGAUAGGUAGAUACACCAUCAUCACGAAAAACAUCAACGUCGUUUCUAAAAUCAUAUUUUCUGAACAACACAAAAAUGACAUGCUGUUCUUGGCUAGUUCCUGUCGAUUAUUGUCUGUAGCGGGAUUAGAAAAAAUUGAUGUCCAAAGCGAAAAUCCCCCCUUCAGAAUCAAACACACGGAUCCAAUUUUUCAAAAUUUGGCUGACAUUUUAGUUGAAGGUUUCUUCCGGAAAGAUUCUUUUUACUCUGAGGCAAUGCAAGCUGGUCUUGACUUUAUUUUUAGAGUGUGUUCCAAGCCUAUGGAAAUCGCUGAGAAGAUGAUGCAACAAAUUAAUGAAAGGUUAAAGGACUUGCCCAGAGCGAUGUUUUUAAUUGUCAGACUGUGUGAGUUGUUGGGUUGUAUGGCGGUCAAACUUUUGGGUUAUUUGGAUAACAGUGUAUACAGAGAGUUGAAACGGCGGAACUAUUUGAGAGAGGAGCGGAAAAAAGAAAAUAAAAAUAAGAAGAACGGCAGAAAGUCGAAAAAGGCGAGAAAAAGUAUACUUGAAACGAGCGUUCUGAGUGAAAGUAGUGUGAACGAGACCGUUUUAAUGGGGGCAGAAGCAGAAGACACCGACGCUGAAUUCAUUUUAACCGUUUUAGAAAACGAUGUCGUUUCGACAAAAGGUGUUCUGGGACAAUACAGCCCACUUAUUUUAGAGAUAUGUCAAAAACCAAAUAUUUUCACCGACUUGCUGGUGCAACAGGCUGCAGUGACAGCUAUGAUGAGGUACAUGUUAGUGUCAAGCAAGUUCUCUCGUGAAAACAUCAGACUGUUGUUCACGAUACUGGAAAAAACCGCCUAUCCUGAAAUUAAGUGCACAAUUUUGGUCCAUUGUUCCGAUUUGUUGACGAGGUUUCCAAAUAUUGUGGAACCCUGGAGUGACCACAUUUACAAGAUGCUGAAGGAUGCGCUGGUCGAAGUCCGCAAAACGGCGUUCUUCUCUUUGGCGAAUUUGAUUUUAAGGUCUAUGAUCCGGGCGCAUAGCCAUAUCUCUGAAAUGGCAGCUUGCUUAAUAGAUCAGAACCAAGAGGUGAGCGAAAUGGCGAAGAACUUUUUUGAGCGAAUGGCACAGAAAGAAAAUAAUCUUGUGAACGUCAUCCCGGAUAUUUUUACUCACUUGGUUCGAGUAGACGAAGUAACGGAAGAAGAACUCAGAUACAUUUUGAAGUUUUUGUUUGAUCUGGUUGAUACCUCCAAAAGAUUGGAAAAUUUAGUGGAUAGAUUUUGUUGUAAAUACACCCCAGACGAAAAUAUGCGGCUUAACAGAAAUAUCACUUACAGCUUGUCAUUGAUAAAUUACAACGAUAAAGCUUUGAGAAAAUUACGCGAAAAAUUUCCGAUGUACCAACACCAUUUACACGAUGCUGAAAUAUAUUCUACUUUUAAGCAGAUUCUGACAGAAUGCAGCAAAACAAAAGUCGGCAAAACCGAUUUGAAGCCUAUUGUUGCUGAAAUCGAAACUUGUAUAGCAUCAGUUUUUGAAGUAAACGAAGAUGGACAACCAAGUAGACCUCCACCAGUUUUAAAGUCUGCGAAGAAAGGGAAAGGUAGACCAAAAAAGAAAAGUGCAAAGAAGCAAGAAAGCGAUAGCGACGAAGAUUCCGACGAAGGUAAAGCCAAAGGCAGAGGCAGAAAAAGAGGUGGAAAAAAACAGGUAACUGAUAGUGAAGAUGAAGAUUCAGAUGAGGGAAAAGCCAAAGGCAGACAUAGAAAGAAAAAUGCAAAAAAGCAAAUAAGUGAUAGUGAAGAUAAUGAUUCUGAUGAAGGUACAUCCUCAAAAACCAAGAAACGGACGCACUCUGCGAGAAGGGGUAGUAAAAGUUAAGGUUUUUUGAAAAUGUAUUUUAUAACUUUGUACUUUAAAAUGCCAAAAAAAAAAAAAUACAAGUUUCUGCGUUGUAAUUA
Messenger RNA from Zophobas morio, 4358 nucleotides. Its product is annotated as condensin complex subunit 1-like. The coding region runs from base 157 to 4278 and encodes 1373 amino acids. Gene Ontology annotation, biological process: meiotic chromosome condensation; mitotic chromosome condensation; mitotic cell cycle. Gene Ontology annotation, cellular component: condensed chromosome, centromeric region; condensin complex; nucleus. The transcript is spliced from 12 exons. The record is from RefSeq and is a predicted model, not a curated record. Lineage: Eukaryota; Metazoa; Arthropoda; Insecta; Coleoptera; Tenebrionidae. Gene Ontology annotation, molecular function: histone binding.